AUGUCGUCCAUUUUCGGUUCCUCCCCCGCCGCUCCCCAGACCUCCGAAGAGAUCAAGGCAGCCGUCAUGCGCCAGCUCCAACAGGAAGCUGCCAUGGUCAACGCCCGCGCUCUGAUCGGAAAAAUCAACAAGCACUGCUUCACCGCCUGCGUCCCUACCCCCGGUGCUUCGCUCUCGUCCAAGGAGAACACUUGUCUGUCCAGCUGCAUGGAUAAGUACAUCGCCAUGUGGAACGUUACUAGCAAGACGUACAUCGCCCGCGUCGCAAGCGAGACCAAGCGCCUCGGCGGCCAGGAUGCGGCUGCCAUUGGUGCCAUGGCUACCGGCCAGCCUGAGGGUGGCAGCGGCCUCUUGGGCUAA
Messenger RNA from Penicillium soppii, 360 nucleotides. RefSeq names its product protein translocase subunit TIM13 (gene tim13). The coding region runs from base 1 to 360 and encodes 119 amino acids. The transcript has 2 exons. NCBI's taxonomy places the organism in Eukaryota, Fungi, Ascomycota, Eurotiomycetes, Eurotiales, Aspergillaceae. The record is from RefSeq and is a predicted model, not a curated record.